Esox lucius (northern pike) is the source of this 3262-nucleotide messenger RNA. RefSeq names its product pitrilysin metallopeptidase 1 (gene pitrm1). The record is from RefSeq and is a predicted model, not a curated record. Gene Ontology annotation, cellular component: mitochondrial matrix. Gene Ontology annotation, biological process: protein processing. Bases 182 to 3262 code for a protein of 1026 amino acids. Gene Ontology annotation, molecular function: metal ion binding. The transcript is spliced from 27 exons. Lineage: Eukaryota; Metazoa; Chordata; Actinopteri; Esociformes; Esocidae.
CGGUACUGGUGACCGUGAACCUACUUGACAGCAUGUCGGCAUGAUAUGAUACAUUGUGUAGCUAGCCAUAUUAUGAGAGUUGUAUGACUGUAGUUAAUUUAAUCUUCAGAGGAUAAUAUUCUGAUAUGCACGUUUAUAUAUUAAUAUCAACUACAUUCAUUGCUGCUAAAUUAAGGAAAUCAUGUUUAGGCAAAAAACGAUCCUCCAUAAACUUCGACAUCUGAGCGUCCUGGGACAGAAUCCGUCAUGGAGGUUCAGGAGUACAUCAGCAACAGAGAGAGCGUUGCAGUACCAGGCAGGGCAGAAGAUUCAUGGCUUCACAGUUAAGGAAGUAGUCACGGUUCCUGACCUGUUCCUCACAGCCGUCAAACUGACCCAUGACAACACGGGCGCCCAGUAUCUCCAUGCAGCUAGAGAUGACAAAAACAAUCUCUUUAGUGUUCAGUUCAGGACAACCCCGAUGGACGACACCGGGGUUCCUCACAUCCUGGAACACACUGUGUUGUGUGGCUCGCAGAAGUACCCCUGCAGAGACCCCUUCUUCAAGAUGCUCAACAGGUCACUGUCCACGUUCAUGAACGCCUUCACAGCCAGCGAUUACACCAUGUACCCGUUCUCCACACAAAACGGAAAAGAUUUCCAGAAUCUUCUCUCGGUGUAUCUGGAUGCCGUUUUUUUCCCUUGUCUACGAGAACUGGAUUUCUGGCAGGAGGGAUGGAGACUGGAGAAUGAAAACCCGACAGACCCGGCCUCUCCUUUGGCCUUUAAAGGAGUCGUCUUCAAUGAGAUGAAGGGCGCCUUUUCAGACAACGAGCGGGUGUACGCCCAGCACCUGCAGAACAAGCUGUUCCCUGACCACACGUACGGGGUGGUGUCUGGAGGGGAGCCCCUGGCCAUCCCUGACCUCACCUGGGAACAACUCAAACACUUCCACGCCACACACUAUCACCCCAGCAACGCAAGGUUUUUCACCUACGGAGAUCUGCCCCUGGAGCAACACCUGGAGCAGAUCCAGGAGGAAGCUCUGUCCAGGUUUGAGCGGACUGAGCCUGACACCGCUGUCCCUAGUCAACCCAUCUGGGACCAGCCUAGAGAGGACCAUGUGACCUGCAGUCCUGAUGCCAUGUCACCUGAUCCAGCCAAACAGAACACUCUCUGUAUGAGCUUCCUACUGGGAGACAUCACAGAUACAUUUGAGAGCUUUACCCUGAGUUUGCUAUCCUCUCUGAUGAUCUCCGGUCCAAACUCUCCCUUCUACAAGGCUCUCAUAGAGCCCAAGAUAGGAUCAGACUUCUCAUCUGUCGUCGGUUAUGAUGGUAGCACCAAAGAAGCAUCGUUCAGCAUUGGCUUACAAGGAAUGGCGGAAGAAGACAUCCCCAAAGUCAAGCAAAUUAUUGUCCAAACCAUCGAUGAGAUCAUUGCUAAUGGAUUUGAAGAGGAGAGGAUCGAGGCUCAGCUUCAUAAGAUUGAGAUCCAGAUGAAACAUCAGUCAACCAGUUUCGGCCUGUCACUGGCAUCUUACAUAGCUUCCUGCUGGAACCACGAUGGUGACCCGGUCCAGCUGCUGAAGAUCAGCGACAGUGUGACUCAGUUCAGACAGGCCUUGAAGGAUAAUCCUCGCUUUCUCCAGGAGAAGGUCCUACACUACUUUAAGAACAACACUCACAGACUGACUCUGUCGAUGAGUCCUGAUGAGGCUUACCUAGAGAAACAGACCAAAUCAGAGAAGGAGAAACUCCAGAAGAAGAUAAAGGCUCUGUCUGAAAGUGACAAGAAAGAGAUUUAUGAAAAGGGUCUUGAGCUGCUGUCAGUUCAGAGCCAGACCCAGGAUGCCUCAUGCCUCCCUGCCCUGAAAGUUUCGGACAUUGAGCCAACAAUAUCAGUAACACCUGUAGUGAUGGACACUGCAGGCGGCGUGCCGGUGCAGUACUGUGAACAGCCCACCAACGGCAUGGUGUACUUCAGGGCCGUGUGUAGUCUCAACACCCUCCCCGAAGACCUCAAACCGUACGUGCCCCUUUUCUGCAGCGUCAUCACCAGGAUGGGCUGUGGGCGGCUUGACUACCGCCAGCAGGCCCAACAGAUGGAGCUGAAGACCGGGGGCAUGUCGGUCUCCACGUCGGUCCACCCCGACCACUCUAACAUGGACAUGUAUGAGCAGGGAGUGCUGCUCUCAUCUUCAUGUCUGGAGAGGAACCUUCCAGACAUGUUUCACCUGUGGAGUGAGAUAUUCAACAGCCCGCACUUUGAUGAUGAGGAGCGUCUGCGUGUGCUGGUCAUGAUGUCGGCGCAGGAGCUGGCUAAUGGGAUCUCUUACUCUGGUCACAUGUACGCCAUGACACGCGCAGCUCGCAGCCUGACCCCAACCGGAGAACUAAAUGAGACGUUUGGAGGGAUGGAGCAGGUCAAGUUCAUGAAAAGGAUUGCAGAGAUGCCAGACCUGACCAAAGUUCUACGGACCCUCCCUCGAAUCAAGAGGCACAUUCUCAAUCCGCUGAACAUGAGAUGUGCAGUUAACACCACGCCACAGAAGGUAGCUGACGCAGCAGGACAGUUGGAUCACUUCAUUUCCGGAGUAGCUUCCAAUAAGAAGGACCGCAGACCAGUUCGGCCAGAUAUCGCUGAAAGACCUCUGGACCCGCUGGCAGCCCCAGGAUCCGGCCCAAGUAGGAAACUCAUCAAAGAGGCCCACUUCAAGCCGUGUCAGAUGAAGACCUUUUUCCCGAUGCCCUUCCCUGUCAACUUUGUCAGCCACUGUAUCCGUACGGUUCCCUUCACCCAUGAAGACUAUGCCAGCCUGAAUAUCCUGGCCCGGAUGAUGACGGCUAAGUACCUGCACGGAGAGAUCCGAGAGAAGGGUGGAGCCUAUGGGGGCGGGGCCAGGAUGGGCGGUGGACUGUUCACCUUCUACUCGUACCGAGACCCCAACUCCGUACAGACUCUGGCAGCGUUCCGUAAGGGGGUGGACUGGGCCCGAUCAGGAGCGUUUACCCAGCAGGACAUCGACGAGGCCAAGCUGUCCGUGUUCUCAGCAGUCGACUCCCCUGUUGCUCCUUCCGAUAAAGGUAUGGGCCGUUUCCUGACUGGAAUUACAGAUGAGCUAAAACAGGCCCACAGAGAGAGACUGUUUGCUGUCACAUCAAAGAACAUUGUUGACGUGGCUGGCAGGUACCUUGGCAUUGGGCAGAGGACAUGUGGGGUUGCAGUUCUGGGCCCAGAAAAUGACACCAUCAGGAAAGACCCUUCAUGGGUUGUAAAAUAA